Funneliformis caledonium is the source of this 1744-nucleotide messenger RNA. NCBI's taxonomy places the organism in Eukaryota, Fungi, Glomeromycota, Glomeromycetes, Glomerales, Glomeraceae. The record is from the annotation of a GenBank genome assembly.
AUAUAUUGUUGAAAUGUCGUUAUUUUUUGUUGCUCUAACUCACCCUCUUCCUAAUCCUUCCCUGGUUGACAUUGCCGAAGUUAUGAAGAACACUAAGGAUGAUGUCUUUAGUCUGACGCUAUGGAAGAUUGAAGAUCUUUAUGAAGAAAAUGCGCCAAAGUGGGAAGAACUUACAACACUUGUAAGGUCUUAUACCGAAACUGACAUUGAGAAGUUCGGAGGUAAAAAGUUAUCAUCAACUAAGAAGUUUAUAGAAGAAUUUUCAGUCGUUCCAGAAAAUAGAGUUCACAUCCUCGUGCAAUUCCCACCGCCCGCCACCGCUGGAAAGAGAAAACUGGAAUAUUCGGACGAAGAUAAUGUAAAGAAAGACAAAUUAAUGGACUUCCAAGAGAAAAAUAAGAAUAUGAUCAAACUCCUUAUCGAAAACUUAGAUUCUAUCGACACAAAUCAACAAGCGUUCAAUGUGCCACCAUUGCCAUUGCCAGGAGAAGUUGAUAAAAUAGCGAUAUAUAAUCGAAAGUGCUAUAACUAUUAUCGUAACUUAAUACUCAAUAAUGAAUCCCACAAUCGAUUUUUAAUCACCGGAAAUCCAGGAAUCGGCAAGAUAUAUUUUGGAAGAUUAAUGUUAGUGGAGCUUCUUAAAAAAGGAAACAAAGUUAUUUUCGACUGUAAAGAUUGCACACUAUAUAUUAAUCUUCGGGGUGAAUCUUUCACAGUGGAUAGUAAAAAAGAGUAUCUACUUCUUGCACAAGGGAAGUUUAUAAUGGUGUCUUCGCAUAAAAGAGAUAUCAUUGGCGAUUUUGACAAACAAAAAUGCAAAACACUAUACAUGCAAACUUGGAAUGAAGAAGAGUUACUUAAAUGUUGGGACAAACUAUAUAAAGUCAAAAUUUCUGAAGAAACAAUCAAAAAGAAAUUUAGAUUAUGUGGUGGGGUUCCAAGAUGGAUUUUCGAUAAUGAUAUGAGCUAUAAAAAAAUUUAUAAAAUGAUUGUUUCUGCAUCUGAAUCAUUUGAUCAAAAUAUUCUAGAUUAUCAAGCCAAACUCUUCAUUGGCCAUGAAUUUUCUCACAAGAUAAUUCAUAUACACACCAAUUCUGAGGAAACAAAAGAUCCAUAUACCGAUGCCUUCUGCCUUUUUGCAUCCAAAUAUGCGGCAAGUAAAUGUUUGGAUCACUUAAAAAAACAUAACAAGGAGAAACUCCGCACUUUUAUUGACAGUGCAAGGAAUAUAAAGGAAAUGAGCGCUCUUCAAGGACAGCUAUUUGAAUUGUUGUCACAUGAAAUUCUUCGUUGGGGAGGAAAAUUUUUAGUACGCAAACUAACAGAAAGGGGAGCAGAACCUGAAGAAUUUGAAGAAUUUGAAUCAGAUUUAAAAGAAAUUUUUUUUUGGUCUAUUGAUGAGAUUACAGGUGAUAUACAGCAAGGACAAAAAAAUUAUUAUCGGCCAGAUUCUGAUACAUUUGAAAGUAUUGAUAGUUAUGUUUAUCCGAAUAAGAUGUUUCAAAUCACCGUUUCUAGGAGACAUGGUGUCAAACAAGAUGGGCUAAGAGCAAUUAAGGAAGUCUUAGAUGAAGAUUCUGAUAUUAACAUUUACUUUGUAGUGCCAAAGGAUAAAUUUGGAAAUUUUAAAACAAAACAGCCUUACGAAAAUAAGGGGGAUGGCAAAAAAUUUGACGUUUGGAUUAAUAAAAUAGUGCAGUAUGCAUUAUGCAUAGAUUUUGAUAAGUAUUGCGGUGAAUUAUAA